Molecule: messenger RNA, 1747 nt
Organism: Anneissia japonica
Lineage: Eukaryota; Metazoa; Echinodermata; Crinoidea; Comatulida; Comatulidae
Product: negative elongation factor D-like
Exons: 10
Coding region: 123-1724 (533 amino acids)
Biological process (GO): negative regulation of transcription elongation by RNA polymerase II
Cellular component (GO): nucleus; NELF complex
Molecular function (GO): RNA binding
Source: RefSeq, a predicted model, not a curated record
UUCCCAUACGCCUCUUCUGCAAAAUGUCUGCGCCCUUCAGAAAAACUAUCGUUGUUGUUUUCAUUUCAUAUUGAAGUAUUUAUGCAUUUUAAAGUAUAUAUUGGCGGAUCAGGUUAAUAAAAAUGGACGACCAAUUCGAACCAUAUAAUACGGAUGAGUCUACCUACAAGCCAUAUGGAGGUGGAAAUUACGGGGAAGAAGCUUAUGGAGAUGGUGCUUAUGGAGACACCAGUAACUUUGGCGAUGAUCCCUAUGAUUCACACAGCGCCUACGAUAACGGCGAUCAAGUACAGGACAAAGCACUCUAUGGAUUUGAAGAUGAACCGGAAGAGGAAGGGCCAUAUGAGUCUGAAGUUGAGAAAGAUGAUGAGACUAUUCGUAGCGAAUGUCUGUCUGUCUUCGCAGCGACUGAUUAUAUAAUGGAACCAGGGGUGUUUGAAAAUCUCCGUCGGUAUUUCCAAGCAGGAGGUACACCAGAGCAGGUGGUUUUGCUGCUGUCGGAGCACUACACAGCCGUGGCUCAGACAGUGAACCUCUUCGCCGAGUGGCUCAUCACAACAGGUGUGAACCCAACCGAGGUGCAGCAGAUGGUGGAAGACCACCUUAAGAGUCUGAUCAUCAAACAUUUUGACCCCAAAAAAGCUGACAAGAUUUUCAGCGAUGAGGGAGGGACUCCCUCUUGGUUGGAAGGCAUGAUCCAGCACAGAACAUGGCGUCAGCUUUUCUACAAGCUUGCUGGCGAGCACCCUGACUGCCUUAUGUUGAAUUUUACAAUUAAGCUUAUUACUGAUUUGGGCUAUCAGGGGGAAAUUGGGAACGUGUCGACAGCCUGUCAUCAGAUCGAGGUGUUUUCCAAGGUUCUGCAGACGUCGAUUGGGAAACUCCUUGAAGGCGGUGAAGAAGCUCUUCAUAUACAUCUCCCUGAAUUUGGUAAAAUGGUUUGUCACGGUGAGCAUACUUACCUGUACGCACAAGCAAUGAUGCAUCUACUGUCGUCUGAAAGUGGAGGGUCGGUUAUAAGGAGGGUUUGUCAAGAGGUACAGAAAAGUGCCAUGAAAAGUCGGGGUGAUGGAGUAGUUCAAAUUGGGGUUGCUUUAAGUGGUGCAGCCAAGUAUCCAAGAGCGUGCCAAGCACUGGCAUCCAUGUUGGCAAGAAAUGCCCUCAACCCAGCAGAUGUGACUGUGCUGUAUGAGAUGUACAAUAAAGAAGAUCCCCCACCAGUCGACCUGCUUCGAAUGCCCCAACUACUGGAGUUAUUCAUGCAUACAUUGUUUCGACCAAAGGCUAACAUUAACGCAGACCACCGACCCAAGUACAUCUACUUACUUGCCCAUUCAGCUUGUGUCCAUGAGACAUGGAAAAAGGGUAAACGUAUUAAUAUCAGUAAAGAUGAGUUGAAGCAGACAUCACAAGCUAUAGAUAAGAUCCACAUGAUAUGCAGCAGUGAUAAGCCAGCCUCAGAACUUAUUGCAGAUCUCACCACCAUCUACCAGUGCAUUAGGUACCCUGUGGUUUCCAUGGGCAUCUUAUACUGGGUGGACAAGACCAUCUCAGAACCCAGCUACUUUGAACGCAUGACCGAUCACACCCCACUGCAUCUAAUCCUUUUGGAUGAAAUUAUUAAUAUGCACAACCUCAUUCACGACAUUGCAUUGAAGCUGCUAAUACGGCUUCUAGAGGACCACUACCCUCAACUUGAUGUUCUUGUGCAGGUACUAUUUUAAUCUAUAAUUGAUUCUUUCAAUUA